This is a messenger RNA of Prunus persica (peach), 4107 nucleotides long. RefSeq lists its product as uncharacterized. The transcript is spliced from 26 exons. Bases 218 to 3649 code for a protein of 1143 amino acids. NCBI's taxonomy places the organism in Eukaryota, Viridiplantae, Streptophyta, Magnoliopsida, Rosales, Rosaceae. The record is from RefSeq and is a predicted model, not a curated record.
CUGAGUCAAAAAGUAUAAUAAACCCAAAAAAAAAGACAAAAAGCAUCUGCCGAAAGCAAGAAAUGAAAAAACAACAUUGUGGGGUGGGCUUCGUGCUCCUUUUCGCGCUCCUCCUCCUCCUCCUCCGAAUGUCUGUCGUCUGAGCUGUCUCCUUCUCCCUUGGUUUGUUUCGUUGUUUGUCGUCACUGUCGCAAGUAGGAGGAGGUGUCUGCUAACGAUGGAGCACCAACCUCUUUUGCAGCGAUAUCGCCGUGAUCGUCGUAAGCUCUUAGAAUUUCUCUUGUCGUCGUCGGGUCUCGUCACGGAGCUCCGGACCCCGACCGGGUCCGCCGCCUCGCUUUCCCACAUCGAUUUUGAUACUCUCAGCGCCGAUUAUGUCCUCGACUGCGUCAAAUCCGGUGGAGUUUUGGAUAUAUCUGAAGCAACCAAGAAGUACUUCCAUGAAUCUUCUUACCCUCUAAUGAUUCAUUCCCAAUUAGGCAAUUCCUUUUUUCUACUUUCUGAUCCAGAAUUAUCUGGAUCACCUCCUCGGCGUGUGCCUUCUCCCAUAAAUGUGAACCGAACCUCCGAGAAUGCAUCAAGUUCAUCCACCCAGAUGGAUUCUUUGAAUGUUGAGGACAUUGCAAAGGCUGGUGAUUACUAUGGUUUUAAAGAUAGAGCCAUGCUGAGUGCACCUCCGAAGCCUGUUAAAGAUGUUACGAACAUGUCAUUGGGAUUGCCUCAUCUGAACACAGGAUUGUCGGAUGAUGACUUGCGGGAGUCGGCCUAUGAAAUAUUGCUUGCAUCUAUGGCAACUUCUGGGAUUGUAAUAUGUUCAAUUGAGGACAGAAAGAAGCAAAGGAGUUCCAAAUUGCUGUCCCGAUUGAAGAGUAGAAAGGAUACAGCAAAUGUGCAGUCUCAGCCUCUUGAAAGACAUUUACAGCUCCUCAACACCAUCCGUGUGCAAAUGCAGAUUUCAGAAGCGAUGGAUGAGAGCACUAGGCAAAAGUUGAUGCUGUUAGCGUCAGGGAGAACACGGGUGCAAAUCGAUGUUCCUCAAGUUUUGUUGGGGCUUUUAAAUGGAACUUUUAAGUCUGAUUUUCCAAAUGAAAAAUCUUAUUUGCAAUGGAAGAAUAGACAGGCAAGUAUCUUAGAAGAGCUUCUCUGUUUUUCUGCUAAUCUUGUAGCACACGAUCAACAAGCUAUUAAGCGCUCUCUAGCUGUGGUCAGAAAUUCGAAGGAAUGGGACUUUAUGUCUCUAUCUGAACGGGCAGAGGUUCUAUCAGUUAUCAAACAGGUGGCCUUGAAGUUUUCAUCUCUUCCAGGACACUUCGGUAUCCAAAGUGAGACCUAUUAUUGGACUUCUGGGUAUCACCUGAAUAUUAGACUUUAUGAAAAACUACUUCUUGGAGUGUUUGAUGUUCUUGAUGAAGGCCAGCUGAUAGAGGAAGCUGAUGAGUUCCUGAUGCUUAUAAAGAUGGCAUGGCCUACUUUAGGCAUUACUCAAAAAAUCCAUGAUGCACUAUAUGGGUGGGUUCUUUUCCAACAGUUUGUUGCGACAGAUGAGCCUGUGCUGUUGGAAUAUGCAACACUAGAGUUGCAGAAAAUUAUAUCAGCUGAAGAUGAUGAUGAGAAGUUGAGGCUAUAUAUGACUAGCCUGUUAUGUUCAAGGCAAUGCAAUGGCAGUGAGAUAAAGCUUAGUUUGGUAGAGGCUGUCUUCUACUUGAUAAGCAUCUGGUCCGAGAGUAAAUUGGAAGAUUAUCAUCUGCAUUUUAGUCAGCAACCUUGUCACUUAAAGAAGGUAUGGAGCUUAGUGUCAGUAGUUGGCAUUCAUACUUUCCGUGAUGGUGGUGAUAUGAAGUUGAGCAGGUUGAAUAUUCUCGAUGAGGAUCCUUCUACAAUAUUUGAAUCUUAUGUGAAAAGGUCCAUUGAAGCUGCAUACAGACGGGUAGCAAGUAACGUAGAUCAUUUAUCCAAAGUGGAAAAGAAACAUCCCUUAAAUGUGCUUGCAAAUGAACUGAGGUUGAUUUCUGAGAGAGAGUUCAAUGUGUUCUACCCGAAGCUAUGUAAAUUGUGUCCUCAAUCUGUGAUGAUCGUGGCUAUGCAAUUGCACCGGGUUUAUUGGGAAAGACUGAAAUCAUUUAUUGAUGGAGUAUCAUCUCUUUCUGAAGAUGUUAUAUCAGUGCUUCCAGCUGCUCAUUUAUUGGAUCAAGGCCUAACUCAGCUAUAUAAUAUUGGUAAUGGAGCAAACAGCGGAGAUCUGCACCAUUAUCCGAUUGGCGAGGUUGCUAAACCUAUCAUUCUUGAUUGGGUGAUUGCUCAGCAUGCACGUAUAUUGGAAUGGACUGGACGCGCGUUUGAUCUUGAGGAAUGGGAACCAUUGUCAUCUCAGCAAAGGCAGGCACCAUCAAUAAUUGAAGUAUUUAGGAUUAUAGAGGAGACUGUGGAUCAAUUUUUUGGUUUCAAUCUCCCUAUGGACAUCACACAUUUGCAAGGUCUGUUAUCUGUUGUCUUCCACGCCCUGGAUGCCUAUUUGCUGAAAUUGCUCGACGAGUUAGUUGAGAAGAAUCAUUUAUAUCCAUCACCUCCUCCAUUGACUCGUUACAAGGAGACGACGAUUCCUGUGAUGAAGAAAAAGUUGCUGGAGUGUGUGCCUCUGGAUGAUAAUGUGUAUGACAAGUUGAAUAGUUUGACAAUACCCAAACUCUGCAUCAGACUGAAUACUUUAAAAUAUAUUCAGAAACAAAUAGACAUACUAGAAGAGGGGAUCAGAAAAUCUUGGGCACUUGUCAGACAUUCUUCUGAUAAAAAAUGGGACAAGAAACAGUCUCUAGGAACCUCAACAUGUAAUGAGCAAGUUGAUGAGCUCUUUGCCACCACCUUUGAAAUUAUCAGGGAUACUGCAGCAAAUGCUAUCAGCAGACUUUGUGACUUUACUGGUGCAAGAGUCGUGUUCUUGGAUCUCAAGCAUGCAUUCCUUUUCGGUUUAUACUGUGGUAAUGUUGAAGGUGCUCGUUUGGAUGGUGUUCUCACACAUAUUGAUACUGUCCUUGGUCAUCUAUGUGGUUUAAUUGAUGAUUCUCUUAGAGAUGUCGUGGUUUUAAGCAUCUUUCGGGCAUCACUGGAAGGCUUUGUAUGGGUGCUGCUUGAUGGAGGGCCUUCUCGUGCAUUUUGUGAUUCAGAUAUUUUACUGAUGGAGGAUGACCUUGCCACACUAAAGGAAUUUUUUGUAGCUGAUGGAGAAGGCCUUCCUCGAUCGCUAGUGGAGCAGGAAACAAAAUUUGCUGAGCAGAUACUGAACGUGUAUUCUUUUCAGACUGAAAGUAUUAUCCAAAUGCUGAUGGCUGCAAGUGAACAAAUAUCAUCAGGCUUAGAUUCACAUGAUCACAAUCAUGUGCGCUUAAAUAAUGCCCACACUUUGGUACGGAUUUUAUGCCACAAGAAAGAUAGAGAGGCCUCCAAAUUCUUAAAAAGGCAAUAUCAGUUCCCCAUGUCUUCAGAGUAUGAUGACACUCCGUCAAAGGAUCCAACUUCCCGGUCACCUCUCAGAUCAGAUCUUACGAAUCGAAGCACGUCGUUUCAUUGGAACAAGAUGAGUCCUACUAGUUUUAAGACAUUUAAGAAGAAACUUCAAGAUGCAACAUCUGAAAUCAGGAACGUGGCGUGGUAGUGUGCAGCAAGAGAACGGGCUGUAAGGCAACUUGUUCUCAAAUAGAUGCCGAAAGGGCAUCGAGUUGGCUCUCCGGACCGGCAGAAGAAUGAGGCACCGAGAUUUGUGUGCAGCCAGCCAAUUUUUGUGUUCCGGUAUCCGUACAGCUUUAUUGGCAAACUACCACCUCCAUUAUGAUGCUAGCUAGUUUGUGCGUUAAUUUAUUCGUUGAACAUAGGGGGACAAAACAUAAAAUACCAAAAGACUAUCAGUUCUGUUAUUCUGCAGCGGCCCAAAAUUGGGAGAUUUUAGAAUAGUUUGUCCCUAUAUUGCGAGUAGAAUACAUUCCUAAAACCUUAAAUCAAGUAAUUUCGCACUAAAAUCCAAUUGCAUGUAGCAUCGAGGGAAAAUAUUCUCUUGUUAGACUGUAUGGCGACAUUCUAAAACCUCGAAUCGAGUAAUUUCCCACACUAUGGCAA